GAGUGGGAGUGAGAGACAAGCAUAAACCAAAGAGGCCUCCUCCGUCUCAUAAUAGUUUUCCCUAAUACUCUCUCGCAUUGAGACGUUCCAGUUGCCCAACCGCUCCAGACUCGCACCCAAAAUCCACCACUUCUACUGGAUCCAUCUCUCCACUUCCCCUACCAGCUCAAACGACGCCGUCCAGCUCCUCCAUCCCCCUCACCAAACCCUCGUCUUCCAAAUUCAAUCCCAAUCCCAAUCCCAAAAUUCAAUCAAUCCCUUCAAUCUAUCUUCUCUCUUGGGAAGAAACCCCCAAUUCGUCCCUACGUGAAUUCCUUACAUGCGCGUACUGCCUGUUCGUUUCGAUUGCAAUUAAAAAAAAAAUCAUUUUUUUCUGAAUUUUUUUUUUAAAGUUUCGAUUUUUUUGUUUGGGGGGAGAUAAAUAAUCCAUGGAGGAUUGCUUGGUCAGCGACGAGGAGUACUAUUACUCCGAUCAGGACUCUCUCGACGUCAUCGAGAACGAAGACUGUGAUCUUCAGUGGAUUCCCCCCAAGGGCGCCACUACUAAGGUUUUCUGAUUGUUUUCUGGGGUUUUCAGCUCUUUCCUGCAAUCAAUAGGAGUUGAAUUUCAAUUAUUUAUUUACCGUAAUUUUUUAUGGGUUUUCAUGGUAUUAAUAAAAUCUGUGUAUAUUUUGCUUGUUUUGUUUGUUUGCGUGCAUAUAUAUGUUGUUUGUUUCAAUUCGGAAAGACCUAACUUUUUGGUGUAUUGGAAUUUGGGUUGCUUUUCACUCUCUUAAUAACUUUCGCAUUUUUUUCGACAUUUUGUAUCAUUAUUGCUGUUGGGUAUUUCUUUCAAAUAAGUUUUGGCUCUGUUGUUCUGUACUUAUUUGGGAGUUUGACGGUGUUUCUGUACUGUUGCAGGUGAUUACCAAAGAAUCUCUUUUAACUGCACAGAAGGAGGAUUUGCGCAGGGUGAUGGACAUGCUAUUCCUUAGGGAGCACCAUGCCAGGACUUUACUUAUUCAUCAUCGCUGGGAUGUCGAUAGGCUUUUUGCAGUGUAUGUAGAUAAGGGAAAAUCUUGGUUGUUUGCUGAAGCAGGUGUAACUGUCGUUGAGCAUCACGAUCUUGAUCCAUCACCUCCCAAUUCACCACUAAUGUGUGCUAUUUGUAUAGAAGAUGUACCUAGUAAUGAGACGACAAAAAUGGAUUGCGGACAUUGCUUUUGCAACACUUGUUGGACAGAGCAUUUCGUCGUAAAGAUAAAUGAGGGUCAAAGUAAGCGCAUUAGGUGCAUGGCUCACAAAUGCAAUGCCAUUUGUGAUGAAGCCGUUGUCAGAAAUCUAGUCAGUAAGAGGCAUCCCCAGCUUGCUGAAAAAUUUGACCGUUUUCUUCUUGAGUCAUAUAUUGAAGACAAUAAAAGGGUUAAGUGGUGCCCAAGCACUCCUCAUUGUGGGAAUGCAAUACGCGUCGAGGAUGAUCAGUUUUGUGAGAUAGAAUGUUCAUGUGGUCUACAAUUUUGUUUCAGUUGUUUAUCACAAGCUCAUUCACCUUGUUCAUGUUUAAUGUGGGAGCUUUGGGCCAAGAAGUGCCGAGAUGAAUCAGAGACAGUUAAUUGGAUCACAGUUCAUACAAAACCUUGUCCUAAAUGUCACAAACCCGUGGAGAAGAAUGGUGGCUGCAACCUUGUGAGCUGUAUCUGUGGACAAGCAUUUUGUUGGCUAUGUGGUGGAGCGACUGGUCGAAACCAUACAUGGUCAAGUAUUGCAGGUCAUAGCUGUGGUCGGUACAAAGAAGACAAAGAAAAAAAUGCUGAGAGGGCAAAGCGGGAUCUUUACCGGUAUAUGCACUAUCAUAACCGGUACAAAGCUCAUACUGAUUCCUUUAAGCUUGAAAGUAACUUGGAGGAGAGUAUACAAAAGAAGGUGUCAAUUUCAGAGGAGAAGGAUUCGAAUCUCAGAGAUUUUAGUUGGGUAAACAAUGGACUCUCCAGACUUUUCAGAUCAAGGAGGGUUCUUUCAUAUUCGUACCCAUUUGCUUUUUAUAUGUUUGGAGAAGAGCUGUUUAAGGAUGAGAUGACAAAGGAGGAAAGGGAAAUAAAACAAAAUUUGUUUGAGGACCAGCAGCAGCAACUUGAGGAAAAUGUUGAGAAAUUAUCCAAGUGUUUGGAGUCGCCUUUUGAUCAGUAUAGUGAGAAUGAAGUUAUGGAUAUAAGGAUGCAAGUGAUCAAUCUCUCAGCAGUUACAGAUACCCUAUGUCAGAAAAUGUAUGACUGUAUUGAGACUGAUUUAUUGGGCUCUCUACAACUUGGUAUCCACAACAUAGCUCCUUACAAGUCAAAGGGCAUUGAGAAGGCAUCAGACCUUCCCGUUAGUUGGGUCAAUAAUGCUGAUAAAGGUCUAGCGUUGCAUUGCGGCACAAGCGGUAAUGUUUUAACCUGAAGUUGAUAUCAAAAAUUGAAGGCUUUUUUGCUUCUUCUGUGGAGGAUCGACAGAACUGGAACAACCUUCAGGUUUUGGAAGUUCAGAUGAGAGUGGAUGCUCUUCUCGGAAGCGUGCUAGGAAGGAGGGUCUUGGAGGUGGUUUUGAUCUAAACUUGCCAGCAGAGGUUGACAGAUCUGAUUCAUGAAAGUCGCGCGCUUCCUACAGAAAAAAGGUGUACAGUCUCUAACGUAAGACCCUAUUUUUCUAUGAUGGUAUUAUCAUUAUUAAACACAUAAGCACUCUAAGUUCUAAGCUCCCAAGUGCUCUGAGUUUUCCCAUUCUUAUCCUUUUUGCUUCCAUCUGUUUCUCGUGGAAGAGAAAUUCGGAGAUCCUUGUAUCUAGAUCUAUUUCCUUUUCGAAAAUGCGUAUUUUGUAGAUAAAGUUAUGGGGGUGCUUUUCGGGGGAGCUAAAAUGUAAAUUUUCCAACUGAAUCAUGAGCUAUUCUUAAGUUAUCUUGGGAUAAAAUUCAAAAUUUUUGGAGACUGGAAAUAAUCUAACUCGUAUAAUUUUUUUUUA
Messenger RNA from Malus domestica (apple), 2976 nucleotides. Its product is annotated as probable E3 ubiquitin-protein ligase ARI1. Gene Ontology annotation, biological process: positive regulation of proteasomal ubiquitin-dependent protein catabolic process; ubiquitin-dependent protein catabolic process; protein polyubiquitination. Lineage: Eukaryota; Viridiplantae; Streptophyta; Magnoliopsida; Rosales; Rosaceae. Gene Ontology annotation, molecular function: ubiquitin conjugating enzyme binding; ubiquitin protein ligase activity; zinc ion binding. The record is from RefSeq and is a predicted model, not a curated record. Gene Ontology annotation, cellular component: cytoplasm; ubiquitin ligase complex.